AUGCUGCGCCCGCUGCUGCUCGCCGCGCUCUGCCUGGCCGGCCGGCUGGGGGCCGCCCGCGGCUGCCAGCUGCCCUCCGAGUGGAGACCCCUGAGCGAGGGCUGCCGAGCCGAGCUGGCCGAGAUCAUCGUGUACGCCAAGGUGCUGGCGCUGCACGCGGAGGUGCACGGCCUCUACAACCACCUGCCCUGGCAGUACGAGGCCGGCGACGCGGGGCUCCUCUACUCCGCGGAGAUCGAGAUGCUGUGCGACCAGGCCUGGGGCAGCAUGCUCGAGGUGCCCGCGGGCUCCAGGCUCAACCUCACCGGCCUGGGCUACUUCUCCUGUCACUCCCACACCGUGGUCCAGGAUUACUCCUAUUUCUUCUUCCUCAGGAUGGAUGAGAACUAUAACCUCUUGCCUCAUGGAGUCAAUUUCCAAGAUGCCAUCUUUCCAGACACUCAAGAGAACAGAAGGAUGUUUUCUAGCCUUUUCCAGUUUUCAAACUGUUCGCAAGGGCAGCAGCUGGCGACUUUCUCCAGUGACUGGGAGGUCCAAGAAGACACUAGGCUCAUGUGUUCCUCGGUGCAGAAGGCCCUGUUUGAGGAGGAGGACCACGUCAAGAAGCUGCAGCAGAAGGUCGCCACCCUGGAGAAGCGGAACAAGCAGCUGCGGGAGCGGGUGAAGAAGGUCAAGCGGUCCCUGCGGCAGGCGCGGAAGAACGGCCGCCACCUGGAGCUGCUGAACCGCAAGCUGAGCGAGAAGCUGGCGGCAGCGGCGGGCGCGCUCCCGCACAUCAACGCGCUGGGCCGCGAGCCCGCGGGUGCCCCCUACCUGCGGGGUUAG
This is a messenger RNA of Rangifer tarandus platyrhynchus (Svalbard reindeer), 825 nucleotides long. Lineage: Eukaryota; Metazoa; Chordata; Mammalia; Artiodactyla; Cervidae. The record is from the annotation of a GenBank genome assembly.